Morchella sextelata is the source of this 225-nucleotide messenger RNA. RefSeq lists its product as uncharacterized. NCBI's taxonomy places the organism in Eukaryota, Fungi, Ascomycota, Pezizomycetes, Pezizales, Morchellaceae. The transcript is spliced from 2 exons. Bases 1 to 225 code for a protein of 74 amino acids. The record is from RefSeq and is a predicted model, not a curated record.
AUGGGGAGACCGGAAGAGGGGGGGAAACGUCUUUUCGGGGCGAAUAGACCCCAGAAUCCUACAGGUACCCAGCACGUAUAUAGUGUGGCCAUGUACCAAUGGCGCGAAUCGAAAACAAGCACAGCAGAACUCGCAGGGUCUGCGAUGGAGGAGAAUGGGGGAGAAGGGACUACUGCAGCCAACUUCCAGCAGAAGCAGGAGGGCAGGUUCCAAGUGACCCCGUGA